UUUUCCCUGGUUGCAUAAAAACAAAAUUUUUCUGUCAGAUAUGAUUUUCUCCGAAAACUAAACUUAAAAUUUAUUUCUUAUAAAAUGUUUUAGAUUUGAAAUGGUUUGCCGUUGUCCUGCAGACAUAAUAACCUCAAGUAGCCAAAAUUGUUCUAGAUAUUGGAAUCAUAGGUGUCACACCUGCUUUGUUUUGAAAAAGUUUUGUCGCCAAUUAAUCAAGGUCUAUUGUAGGACGCAAUUUCGCGAAAAGUAUUCUGUAUUUGAAGGGGGCAAUAGUAUCAAUAUAAGGAUACAUAGAACAAGAUCGCAAAGAGAUAAGGCAAAUGUUCAUGGGGAUCUUUGUGGAACGCAGCACUGGCAAAAAGUAGCAAAAGGAGAUAUAGCGAAUGAAACUGUAUGUAAAAAGCCUUUAGGUACCGAUUGGGAGAGACAAGCACAAAGAAAUAAAACUACUCAAACCUCCAACUCUGAGAAUAUUAUGAAGCCAAAGGCCAAAGCACCAAAACAUAAUCACAAUGAUAAACCUGGUUUAAAAUCUCCUCAAGAAAAUCGUAUUUCUGUAAUCAAGAAAGUCGUUAAAGACAAUCAAAAGCAACUGAGUCUUCAAAUAAAUAAAGGUCAAACAGAAAAUUCCACUGAGGUUGGCAAAAAGAAGAAAACGAAAUCCCAAAAAGUCCUUAUUGCAGAUCGAAAUCUGUCCGUUUUUGGAAACAUGGAAAGUAAGGAAAUCAACUUAAAUGCCAAUAACAGAAACCAAAGAAAAGAAAACCCUAAAAGUGAAUCAAUGGGUACCUCAAAACUCAAUAAUACACAAAAGGCCAUUAACAAGAAUGCUAAGAAAAAAUCUAACAAAAUAUCGCAAGAACCCAUCACAGCAGAAUUGGUCAGUGAAGAAAAUAAGAAAAAAUCAGUCAAAAAAUUCCAGAAUCCAAUACCAAAGAAAAAGUUGCCAGCCGAAAUCAAUCAAUUUUUUCAGCAAAGUAAAAGCAAGUCAGAAAAGAAACUUCAUAAGGCAAUAGCAGAGAACGAAAACCAAAAACCAAUCAAGACUAACAAAAUAAACAAGAAAAAUGGAGCAAAAAUGUCCCCCUUAGCUCCAAAGGCCAAUAAGAACAGUUCUUUCAAUAGAAUUAGAGACAUAAGAACUCCUAAAAACCCUUUUGAAAAUAUCAUGAUAACUGACUUGAGAAGGAAGGUUCGAAAUGGCCAAAAUCUUAGAAGUCCAAAGCAGAUUGUUCCUUCGAAAGAUCUUCAGACUAAACAAAACAUGUCUAGCCCCAAGCAUCAGAACCUAAGGAUAGAAAAGCCUAAAAUUUUCCCGAAUAGACAUGAGAAACCCUCAAGAUUCGAUGUAAAACCUUGGGAUAUUUUGCGUGCCGCAAUGGAACAACGUGAUCAAUGUUGUGUAGUAUCACAGCAGCCUACCAUAAGUUGUGCGUGCUGUCCUUGGAAUUGCGAAUCCUGCAAAUGUAGCCAAUGAUGAGUCAAUCAAUGAAGGCAUAUAAAAUACUAGCUGAAGCCGGCCGGCUCCGCUACGCCUCCUUUUACAAUAUAUGGAACAAAAUUGUCCUUUGAAUAUUUAUUUUCGACAGUUAAAGAGCGUUAGUGAAAUACCAUGCUACGAAAGUGGUAUAUGUGUGUCGCUUGUCUUUAUGUUAAA
Molecule: messenger RNA, 1660 nt
Organism: Stomoxys calcitrans (stable fly)
Lineage: Eukaryota; Metazoa; Arthropoda; Insecta; Diptera; Muscidae
Exons: 5
Coding region: 101-1480 (459 amino acids)
Source: RefSeq, a predicted model, not a curated record